Prorocentrum cordatum is the source of this 4551-nucleotide messenger RNA. The record is from the annotation of a GenBank genome assembly. Lineage: Eukaryota; Dinophyceae; Prorocentrales; Prorocentraceae.
AUGAAGUGGGCCGCUCAGAUAGAGGCAGACUUCUUGGAGUUUGCAGAUGAUACGGCUGCCGAGCCAUGUGCCUGGGCCGCUCAGAUAGAGGCAGACCUCUCGGAGUUUGCAGAUACACAUGCCGAGCCAAGUGCCUGGGCCGCUCUGAUAGAAACAGACCUGCAAGCAGCAGAUGAUACAGCAGACCUGCAAGCAACAGAUCAUACAGCAGCAGAUGAUACAGCAAUUGUGGUAUGCGACGGUGAAUCAUCGCGGUGGGCUCUGACGGCGUUGCACAGGGAAUUGCGGAACCCCUCGGAGUUGGUGGCUGGUCGAGCGGUGGAGUCGAUGGCUUGGCUGAUGAAGAACAACGGUUUCAAGUCUUGCAAGCGCCCCCCAAGGAUGGAUCCCGUUUCGGAGUCGAUGAUCACAGCCGUCGCGGCGUCCUCGUCGUUCAUGUCGAUGAUGGCCCUGAGCGAGGUCCACGGCCAGAGCGAGUGGAAAACUAAAUGCACGCUGACCCGUUUCUAUUCGGCCUUGCACUUACUGGUGUGGAGGCAAGGUUUGCAGAUGGCGCGCCGUCUGUGCGCCAAGGUAGUCGAGGCGGGUGGAGAGCUUAUCUGUUUCAGCGAGUUCGCAUCGUACGACGAGACGCCUCUGCCAGUGAGGGUGCAUGCCGAAGAGAACGUCGUCGUGAAUGUCGGAGCACACGGCGCAGCAAUAGUGGAACCAGGUCUUGACAAUGCUGCGAGCGUCACGGCUGUGCAGGAGGAGCCCAAGGCAAAGAUUCUGCAGACGGAGUUUCACAUUUCGAUGUUGGUGAAGGUUGGCUCCAUUUACCGGGACGUCAGUUUGGAGUUCCCCUGCCCGUUGCAGGUCAUGGACAGAGCCACGGGCGAGACCUACGUUCAUUGCCUCGGCUGGCAGGGCAGGAAAGGCUUGGACGACAUCUCUACCAGAUCCAUGCGGCGCGAUCGGCACGUGAUGAGCGAUUCUGACAGUGCUGUGCUGCGGGGCGAGCGGUGCCUCGCUACUAAGCGCCCUGACGUUGGCGUGGCGCAGGGCUUCUGCAGGCUGCAUCGCAUUUCGGCGAUUGCCUCCAGCGGGAUCGACAAGUUUAUGAAGGACGAUGUCAGUGGAAUUAUCAACAUAGCCUUAUCGUUGAAGGCUUCGGGGGCCAUGCGAGUAUUUCGCCGCGCUCUCAGGGCAGUCAUUCGUGCGCGACUUGUCGUGCUCAGGGGUUCGCCUGGUUAUGUUGCAGAUCGUCGCAGGUCUAAGCUGCUCGACGUCUUCUGUCCGAUCCACCCUGGCAACCACUCCUCUUUCAUCGAUAGGGCCAUCGUGCAGCUCUGCGCCAAUGGUAAUUGGGACAACAAACAGAGAUUCGAAGUCUAUGUCACAGGUGAAUACGACUACGAGGAGGUGGUUCAUUACGUUUGCGUUCAUUUCGUGAAAGUGGUGGCUGGACGUUGCUUCCGACCAUACCCGAGGUCGCGAUGGACAGGCGCAAGGGGUACGCUGGAGAGGCUCGGGCUGUUGAUGAAUAUCCAUGGGUUGUUCCAGGAGGCAUACGUGGUGUUCUGCAAGAGUUACAACGUGCGCGUUCCGCAGGAGCACCAGGGGCAGAUGCUUCCGAUCGUUGACGAUGUUGACCAGACAGCCCAGAACUCCGAAGGGCAUCUCCCCGUGGACCGCAAGAGCGAUGCCAAUGCCCAGUUCAUCAAGCAGAGGAAGCAGUACAUGAAGGUCGGGCUUGAAUUCAGUGUCUGCGUUUCGGCGCCAGCGAAGUUGGUCGUCAUGACGAUGGUUGUUGAGCCGCAGCAGGCUCUCAUGCAAUCUGCCAUCGACUUGGCGGGCAAGGCGUGGGAGAGGAAGCAGAACGCUCGCCGCGCGUAUGCAGUGCAGCAGGGCUUGGACGCAAAAUCGAAGCGGUUCAGAGUGCAGGAGGCGUACGGCGUCGCUCAGGAAACGAAGUACAAGGAUGAGGUGACCGACUUGCUCGAUGGGGCGAAUGAUGCGUGGGAAGCCUUGCCGCUAGCCAGUCGAACAUCAAAUGCUCGGUGUCUAGCGUUCCGACUACUGGCGUUCGGGGCGGCCUAUAUAUAUGUGAAGCUGGUUCGGCCCAGUCUGAAUUUCCCCAAUCGCACGUGCCGGCUUGCCUUCGAUAGCAUUCGAGAUAACGACAUGUCCUACAUGGGUCGGAUGCUGGGCAUGUGCCCGAGGUGCCGUUUCGACCCCUGGACGUUGAAGCUCGUUGAGCAUUACGGCGAUGACAUCUGCACCGAGCGCGCCGUCAUCGACGUUGUCACCAGGGCAAUGCACGAGGAAGUUGACAAUGCGAGAAGGGAGGCUACUCAUGCGAGCAUCCGUCGGGACGUGAUCAAGGCGUCAUGCCAAUCGCCAACGAUAGAGCUCGGUUUGGCCAGCGGCCGCUUCGUGGACAGGAAGGGCAAGCAGAUCUGCGACUGCAAAUCCCUGGAGGCCCGCGGCGAUGGCCAGACUGGGGAGGCUAGCGGCGCCGAGGAGCCAGCGCCGAAAAGGUCCAGGGGGCCAUGUGGAGGCGCAUGCAGGGCGUGGCUGAGCGAGCAGCUCCGAGGCGUGCCCAGAGCGGAGCAGGACCUCAAGGGCAUCCACGACGCGUACAAGCAGCAGACGCCAGAGGAGAGGCUUAAAUACACUAAGGAUGGAGCUGCAGCCACGCAAGCUGGUCGAGAAGGAGUUGCAAGACCAUUCGGCCCCGAUGCUCAGGAUGUUCAGAGGGCCUUGCAUCGCGAUGCGCGCCGCGAAGAACUGCGGGUGAUGAAGGAAUGCGUUGCCGACCGCAUGAGGGCGCAAGUACAUGACGAACAGCAGCCGCCGCAUUUGUCAUCUUCGAGCUUGGCUGUGCUGCCCACUGGUGCUAAUACAUUCGCCUGCAUUGCAGACGGCGUCGCACAGGCCCGCAGGACCAGACACAUCGCAGACAAGAAGCGCGUGCUGGAACAGAAGCUUUACGACGAGGCCUUGGCGGCGCAUGCAGGGCAAUCUGAUGUUUCGGCCGAGGCAUUGGAAGUUGUUUCUGGCGUCUGCAUGUCGGGUUUGCCACUCACUACGGCAUGGGAGCACCGACCCCCUUUAACUUCGACGGUCAAGUCAGCUUGCUGGAUGCCUCGGUCAGCCAGAGAUUUGGCCAAGCUCGUGGCGAGCCUAGACUCGUCGUCCAAUCCCGCUUGCAGGCGCAUUGCUUCGGUCCUGGACUCGGAUUGGGAGACGCGCCACCUCGUCGUCCAGCAUGACAAGUGCGAACAGUUCGGCAAGAUGCCAAAUACACGCUCGACGUGUUGGAUUAUCAACCGCUGCUGCUGCCGCGGGGAUAAACUUCUACUUAAGGCCAUGGUGUCUGGACUGUACGCGUGCCUCAGUCGAGAUUUUCCGACAGGUAAGCCUGCUAGACACGAUAUGCAGCAAGGUUGGUUUGUCGCGUGCAUCGUCAGUCGGGCGCCUGAGCCAUUGGCGGAGGAAGAGGCGGAUGAUCACGUCACUCAAGCAUGGUGGUUGCACAUUUCGUUUCAGAGCCUGAGCCCUUUAUUUGCAGUGUAUACGGGCAUGUGCUCAGACAGUUCCAUCGAGGACGACUUUGUCAAGCUCGAGGCCGAGGAGGCCAUUUGCUGCGACUACGACGUUAUGGAUAACAUAAGAAGUGAAGUUGGAUACGGGGCUGCGUUGCAUCGCGGAUAUCAUCGCCUCAUCGCUUCUGAAGCCCUCGUCGGCGCGACCCAGCCGAAGUUCCAGGAGGCGCGCGCUGUCGGGGAGGAGCUGUGCUUUUGGCCUGGGUCGGUGAUUUACAAGAGAUCGGCUGCCUUCCUAAGGUCGCAAGCAGCUGCUCGCGGCGGCGCCCCUGGGCACGGCGGUGACCUGCACGGCGCCGAGGGCGAGGGUGCAGAGGUUGGCAUCGACAACGGGGACGAGCACAAGGACCAUGGAGACCUCGACGUUCACGUCGACGGCAUCCACGGCGAGGGCUCCGAACCUAAAGGGAGUGACGACGAGGAGGACUCAGAGGAUGAGCAGGGGGAUCCUCCUGGUGGUGGAGGCGGAGGCGGUGACCCUCCUGGUGGUGGCGCCCACGGUGGCGGAGGCGGUGGUCCUCCUGGCGGAGUCGACGGCGGUGGCCCCCCUGACGGAGGCGGCGGCGGUGGGCCAGGGGGUCUGCAUGUCCCUGCUGAAGUGCACCUCAACAUCGGAUGCGGCGAGAUCGUGUACUACGCGACCACCCAGAGGUUCGUGGCCUACUGCAGGGACUGCGGGCACGCCAAGUGCAGUCGUGAGCGGACGGCGCUUGCAGGGAAUCGGGCCGCCACAGGUCGGCCUGUAGGCUUCUUGGCGGCCUGGCUCUUGGACGGCCACAACUGGACGGAUAAGCCUAACCACUGUGGAAUGUGCAUCUCCUCCAUGACCUACAGGAUGCGCCAGAACGCGCGCGGCAUUGUCGAGCGCAUGGCACAGAUCGGCGACGUGAAUGCCCUUCGCACAUUGGCAUGCGAACGGGCGCGCAGGCAUGGAGAGGGGCCCGAGCCUGAUAUGCAGCCCUAG